Molecule: messenger RNA, 2019 nt
Organism: Fusarium graminearum PH-1
Lineage: Eukaryota; Fungi; Ascomycota; Sordariomycetes; Hypocreales; Nectriaceae
Exons: 5
Coding region: 1-2019 (672 amino acids)
Biological process (GO): DNA-templated transcription
Molecular function (GO): zinc ion binding; DNA binding
Source: RefSeq, a predicted model, not a curated record
AUGGUUCAGAAAAAGGCCUGUGAUGCUUGUCACAAGAGAAAGCAUCACAAUCUAGCUUGCACUUUCGACCGUGUCAGGGGUCGUAGGAAGCAAGCCGCCAGAUCUAGAUCCAAGCAAACAUCAGAGAGUAGCCUUUCAGAACGGCUGAGAAAAGUAGAAGAAGCACUCGCUCAAACGCUUGCUAGCCAGAGCGACCCUUUGAGCAGAGUAUCAAAACACUUCACGUCGAGCUCUCUGCCUGUACAUGACCAUUCCGAAUCUCCUACAAUCGAAAAUGGCAAAGAGCCAACUCCAGUAGUGGUCACACAGCCAGACCCAUCCGACUCUUCCAUGGCCGAUUCCGAAUCCAUCGUCCAGCCAGAAAGUCUCACUACUUUUGUACCCUCUCCCAGCGCCGUCUCCUAUGGCCAACUCCACUUUGAUGGAUGUCACUUUGGUCAUCUUAGCCAGCACAAUGGGUUGCCGCUUAUUUCAGAUCAAGGCAAGGAGUGGAUUGCUUCCAAGACAGGCGAGCAAGUUCGCUUCGAAACUGGACGACAGCUUCGCCCACCACUAUCGACACCCUUGUCAACACACCGUUUUACCGACCCACAUGAUCUGUAUACUCUUCCAGAUAGAACGGUGGUUGAAACCAUCUGGCAUGUGUUUUCGAAUUCGUCCUUUCGACUUGUGUUCCCCGUUGUCGACCCAGAACUAUUCUAUGAUACAAUCAACCUUGCGUAUAUGAGCUGGAGUGGAGAGACUCCCUCACUUGAGCACAUGAGCCAGAUGGCCUGUGUUUUGGCUUUUGCGUCUAUGAUUCCACUGUUCCAGGGGUCACUAGUCGAUCUCCCCCCUGUCGAUACUGAUAUAUGCGCUGCAAAGGCUCGCUACAUCCUUACUGAUGUUCUCGAAGGACCGAAUCUCGCCACUCUUCAGGUGGCUUUCAUGCUGAACAUGCAUGAGAUCUUCCUAGGACGACUCCGUUCCGCUUCCAUGUUUCACGCCAUUGCUUGCCGCAUGGCCUUCACCCUUGGCGGUCAAAAUUACACCACAACUGAGACUAACAAGGGCCGAAUCACUCACCGUGACCGAGAGCGUCGCCAAUUAAGACUUCUCUUUUGGCUUGCGUACAUCUUUGACAAGGACAUUGCCCUCCGAAGUGGCCAGCCCCCUUUGAUGGCCGACGACUACUGCGACCUUACCUUGCCAGAGAACUAUCUGGAAUGCUACGAAUAUCUCCCCGGCCUAAGCCACCAUCUCCCUCUUGAGCUUGCUGGUAAUACCGCCCUCGUGCCUCAUCUCCCUGGAGACCCGCGUCUCAGUCAUAUAAAGGAAAAGACUAGUCGCUUGCUCUACUCUGCGCAAGCCGCCAGGAAAACACCUGCCCAGCUUCUAUUCGACAUCAGAGAUCUUGACGAUGAGCUGGAAACCUGGAGGAAGUCCAUCCCGCAAAACUUUCGCCCCCAACUUUCCAUCCGCAAUAAUUAUCAAGUAAAUGUGGAAAACAUGCAUCUUCCGCGUAGCAUGCGUUCCAUUACCCUCCAUCUUGAGUACCACCACCUUUUGACCACCAUUCAUCGCGCCAGUGGAAGAUGCAUGCAUCAUCCUGAGCAGGAAAAGUCAAACAUAGACGCUGAAUGGCCAUCCACCAUUGAAUCAGGUGUGGAAUCAAGCAUUGCUCUGGCGCUCGAAGCAAGUCGGUCAACUCUUUUAUAUCUUAUGGCGGCCAUGAAUGGUCUUGCUGGUGAAGCCUUCUGGGUCGUUGUGUUUUAUCCUACCGCUGCUAUGAUUACAAUCUUCUUUAACAUCCUCAUGCACCCUCUCCGUCCAUCGGCUAAGACAGACCUGGAACUUCUCAAAUCCUCUUCUGAUCUGAUUCGGAAGCUUCCAAGUUCGCAUCUCAGACCCCAUGACGAACGGAUGGAAAUGAUUAACGACUUUUGCAUGGAGCUUGUUCGCCUAGCCAGUAGUGCAAUCAACAAAGCUGUCUAUGAACUCGACCGAGAACAUGAAAUUCUGCCGCCAACCAACAUAUAG